Messenger RNA from Glycine soja, 1595 nucleotides. RefSeq lists its product as uncharacterized. The record is from RefSeq and is a predicted model, not a curated record. Bases 392 to 955 code for a protein of 187 amino acids. The transcript is spliced from 6 exons. Lineage: Eukaryota; Viridiplantae; Streptophyta; Magnoliopsida; Fabales; Fabaceae.
AAUUCUAUGUAUAGUGGCCCAGUGGGUAAGGAGUUGCAGAAAAUCUUAAUUCCUAAAAAGGCCACUUUUUUUUUAAAAAAAAAAAAAAAUUAAUACCCUUUGUUUCUCUGCAGUUUCAAUUCCACCUUCAAUCAAAACUCCUCUGUCUUAUCUCUCUCUUCUAUUACCUUCCUUCACUCUUACGACUAUCGCUUUCGCACUUCUCUCUCUUCGAUUUUGAUUUUGGGUUUGUUUUUUUAAUUUAUAUUUUCCCCCUUUUCAAUUUUGUUCAUGGUGUUGAGCGUGUCACGGUAAUUGGCGGGAAGUAACCGUCAAUUCCGAUAGCCCUUUGGUGUAAAGCUUGAAAUUUGAGGCGUUUGAAGGAAAAAAAGGGUUUAUCGUUUCGUCGUGGAUGGCGAACCCAUCUGGGAACCAUCAAGAACACACGCACGUGGUGUCAUCUUCUGCUCCGGAGACUUCAGGUGCGGCUCUCGCCAUGAAGCACAACCCUGGCAUAUCCCUCGAUUGGACCGCAGAAGAACAAGCCAUUCUCGAAGAUGGACUCUCCAAGUAUGCCUCGGAAUCCAACAUAGUACGCUAUGCAAAGAUAGCCCUACAGCUACAGCAUAAAACGGUUCGUGAUGUAGCACUGAGAGUCAGGUGGAUGAAUAAGAAAGAAAAUAGCAAGAGAAGGAAGGAUGAUCAUAAUUUAACUCGGAAAAGUAAAGAUAAAAAGGAAAGGGUUUCUGAUCCUGCAGUAAAGUCAUCUAACUUCACUGCUCGAUCCAAUGUCUCCCCAUAUGCUCCACCAAUGAUUACAAUGGACAAUGAUGAUGGCAUCUCUUAUACAGCAAUUGGAGGUCCCACCGGUGACCUAUUAGAGCAAAAUGCACAGGCCUUGAAUCAAAUCUCCACAAAUCUUUCCGCUUUCCAGAUGCUUUGGAAGCCAUAUUUGAGAGUGGGGUUUCUUCAAUAACUUAUCUGAAAGCAACAAAACAAAGGGAAAGUAGAUGUGAACAAGUAUAUGCUUGAGUUAUUUUUAUUAUUUAUAAUAAUCAUUAUCAAUGCAUAUUUUCUUCAAAUCAAUAACCAAAAAAAAAUGUUUAUUUCCAAAUCAAUACUGAUGCAAUGUUUAUAAACAUGCCUUAAUUCUGAAAUCAAGAACACAUAAUUAAGUUAAAAUACCAAUACAGAGAAUGAAGUGUCAUUACCUUAUAUUGACAGAAUGAGAAUAACAUUUCUAUGCUCGGUUUAGGACUGCUUACAUAAAUGCAGGUAAUUGUACCCUGAGUAUGUUUAUGUUUUAUAUAUACUCACUGAAAAUUUCCCUUUAUGCUUUUAUUGUUUUGUAUCUUGUGCUAACUGAACUACCUACCUGGCAUAGCAAAUCUUGGGAGGUAUUGAAACACUGAAAGUGUGGAACUGAUUACUUCUGGGAUAGUUCAUACUUCAUAAUGUCUCUGCUUGAUGUUCUGAAAGUGGUGUUCUAGUUUUUUUAUUUCUUUUUUGGGUCCAUAAGCGGUGUUCUAGUUUAUCAGUACCAUUUCCAUUCUUAGGCCAUUUUUUGUGGCUGUAAACCUCACCUGUUAUUUGUUUCUGCUCUCUUUAUUUUUUGU